AUGACCACUGCUGCAGCAGAGAAGUUGGACGGGGAGGGUCGGCUGACUCCCGCGGUGUCUGUGCAGCAGCUGCUGCAGCCGGUGGGGGGCGAGCGCGCAGCAGCAGCAGCAGCAGCAGCAGCAGCAGCAGCAGCAGCAGCAGCGGAGCUCACGGACCUCAAGAAGCCCAGCAUCACGGCCAGCGAAAGAGACCUGCGGCUGCUGCUGGCCAAAGAACUCCGCUAUCUCCUCAGCAGCAGCAGCAAAGAAGCAGCAGCAAAAGAGCUGCUGCCUUUUAAAAAAGCAGAAGCAGCAGCAAGACUGAAGCAAAUAUCUUUGCUGCUGCAGCGGCUGGCGCUGCUGGGGGCCCGCUACGAGCAGCAGCUGCUGCACAGCCUGCGCGGCAGCAGCAGCAGCAGCAGCAGCAGCAGCAAAGUCCGGAAAAUAACAAAGUUGUUUAUUACCAACAUUACAGAAGAAGCAAAAGAAUACUUAAUAGCUCCCGAUUUCUUUUCUCCGCAGCUGCAGCAGCUGCUGCUGCUCGUGCUGCAGCUGCAGCCGCAGCAGCUGCUGCUGCAGCGGCAGCAGCUGCAAGCAGCAGCAGAUGCUUACAUGCUGAAUCUGGCAAUGGACAAGAAGGCAGCAGCACGCAGCUUCUUCGCGCACGUGCAGCAGCUGCAGCAGCAGGACGUGCUGCAGCAGCAGCAGCAGCAGCAGCAGCUGCUGCUGUCCGACGCAGAAGCAGAACUUGUCCUCGAUAUUGUUGCGCUGCUCUGGGACUCUUAUUAUAACCACAGUGUGGAAAUAAUAGAAGCUUUAAAGUUUAGAGAAAAUGGAGUUUCGGGUCUCUCUUGGCUGCAGCAAGCCCCGCUGGCGAGGGUUUCGCUGCUGCUGCCCAGCUGCAGGCUGCUGCAUGCAAGCAGCAGCAAACCCCUCACUUUUGCUGCAGCAGGCAGCUUCGCAGUGAGUUUGGAGUUCAGGGACUUCUUCAGCAGCAAAGCAGCAGCAGCAGCAGUAGCAGCAGCAAACCCGCAGCAAACUGCAGCAGCAGCAGCAGCAGCAAACCAAAAACCGGAUCCUCUCUUUUCUCUUGUCAUCAAUCAACUCACUCCUCAAGACCUCAACAACCUCUUCAGCCUCGCAGACGAACCCGUCCAAGUCGAAUCCACACUGGAGCUGAUGCAGCUAACUCCUGUUGCUGCCAGUUCGCUGCGGCAGUCUUUUUCGCUUGAAGAGCAGCAGGCGCCUUCCCUUAAGCAACUCCUUGGAGUGCCUGCUGCUGCUGCUGCUGCUGCUGCUGCUGCUGCUGUGGAUAAGCGACUCUUUGAGGGAAUAUUUUUGGGGUCGCGUUUGGAGUUGAGGGCCCUUUUGAAUGUGGAGUUGUCUUUGCUGCUGCGGCGCAUGCAGCAGCAGCAGCUGGACCUGGCUGCUGCUGCUGCUGCUGCUGCUGCUGCUGCUGCGGGGGGCAGCGAGGCUGCUGCAGCAGCAGCAGCAGCAGCAGCAGCAGAGAUGCAGGGCGAGCUGGAGGCCUGGGCAGCAGCAGUGCAGCAGGAGAAAGCAGCAGCGCAGCAGCUGCUGCAGCAGCAACUGGAAGCAGCAGCAGCAGACCCGAACUUUGCUGUGGGGUCUUUUUUCUACAGCGAAGAAGCAGCAGCAGCAAUUCUGGAAAGCCCCGCGUACAGCAGCAGCAGCGCAGCAGCAGCAGCAGCAGCAAUGAGUGCAGCGCAGCAGCUGCGGCGGCCCGCGUGGGCCCUCCAACUGAACCCCCUGGCGCUGCAGCGCGCGCAGCUGCUGCUGCUGCAGCAGCCCCGUUUGCUGCUGACUCCGCAGCAAGCUUUGAAGCAAAAUGUUCUUCUUUUUUCCGGAAAACAAAUAAUUAAAAAAAGAAACUUUUUGGAAAAAGUUUCUCUCGUGCUGCAGCUGACGGCGCGCAUGCACAGCAGGUUCACUGACAACUUGGCUGCGCUGCUGCCCCACACUCUCCGCAGCAAGCUGCUGCAGGUCCUCAGCAGCAGCAGCAGCAGCAGCAGCAGCAGCAGCAGCAGCAGCAGCAGCAGCGGCGGCGUUGAAGCGGCGCUGAUCGAGGAGGUCUUCGACUCUCUGGGCUUCGUGUCUGCGUUCCGCGCUGCAGCAGCAGCAACAGCAGCAGCCGAGCAGCAGCAGCAGCAGCAGCAACAGCAGCAGCAGCAGCAGCAGCGGCAGCUGAUAAUGCUGCAGCUGCUCGACAAGAAAAACCGCUUGAUCUUGUUCAAGCCUGCUGCUGCUGCUGCUGCGGGCAGCAGCAGCAGCAAACGAAUUGCUGCUGUAGAGACGCCCUACUUCUUUGCUGCAGCAGCAGCAGCAGCAGCAAACGAUCUUGCUGCUGCUCUCAACAGCCGCAGCAAAAGCAGCUGCUGGCUGCGGCUGCUGCCGCUGCAGCUGUGGGAAGUGGGGCCCCUCAGCAUUCCGAGGAAGCCGACGGAAUUCGGGUUUGGCGGAUUUGGGUGGUUUUUGGCGGGCGCGGGAAACACCCCCGCGUUGGUGAACAGUUUGUUGACUUCGCUGUGCAACAUUUCGCCCUUCUUUAGGGGCGCGGGAAACACCCCCGCGUUGGUGAACAGUUUGUUGACUUCGCUGUGCAACAUUUCGCCCUUCCACAAGGGCCCGUGGUUUAUGGUUGAGGGCGAGACUUUGAGCGCGGACGAACGGGAGGCUUUGCUAAACCCUUUCGUGCACAAGUUCGGGGCCCCUGCUGCUGCCAACUUCCGGGGUUUGCAUUUAUUGAAAAUGAGAUCUUUUUUAUUUCUUUUUCAAAAAGAUUUAAAUGCAAUUAAAUGUCUAAACUCGCUGCUGCAGCAAACCCUCAACUCCCUCUCCGCCAGCUGCGCCGCGGACAUCGCCCGCGCCUUCAGCCGCUUCCUCAAGGAACCCGAACUAGACGAAGAAGGUGAAUUGGCUUUACAGCGAGCAGCAAAACGAGCCACAGCGCAACUACGCAGUGUUCAAAUAGUGGACGAAGUGAACCCUGCGCGGAUAGCUGCGGAGCUGCGUCGCGUGCAUGCGCUGGACUUCAAAUCUUUUUAUGACUUUUUAAUUCUUCCAAUGAAAGACUUUUCAUCUUCUGCUGCUGAAAAGGAGACUCUGGGGUGGUGUCUGUACACCCUGGCGCAGCAAAACGCCCGCAGCAGCAGCAUGUUCGCCCACGCACGCACUGCAGCAGCAGCAGCAGCAGCAGCAGCAGCAGCAGCAGCGCCUUCCCAGGUCCGCCGCUGCUUCAAAGAUGUCUGGGAAGCAGCUAUGACUUUCCACAAACCCCAAAUGGGGGCCCCCUGGGGGCCCCAAGAGGGGCCCCCCGAGGGGCCCCAAGAGGGGCCCCCAGAGGGGCCCCCAGAGGGCCCCCAGGAAGGCUUCGGCAGCGCCGUGGAGACCAGCAGCAGCAGCAGCAGCAGCAGCAGCAGCAGCAGCAGCAGCAGCAGCAGCAGGAGGGUGCUGAGCAGGUCGGAUGAAGUGUUUCGAGCUUCAGUGAUGAAAGACUCCUUUUUGCAUGUUUUGAUUUUGCAAAGAUUGGGAGUUUUGAUGGAGAAUUUAUUUAAUUUCCGAGAAGCUCUGGCGGUGCGGGAAGGCGCAGCAGCAGCAGCAGCAGCAGCAGCAGCAGCGCCCGCAGCAGCAGCAGCAGCAGCAGCAGCAGCAGCAGCGAAGGCGGCGCUCUUCCGGCGCAUGCAGGCGCUUUCCUUCAGCGACUUUGCGCAGCUGCUUCAGGUGUCUGUACACCUGCUGCCUCUCUCUCUGGCUUUUGUUGCUGCAGCAGCAAAAAGAGAUAUUAGGGUUUUCUACCUCAGCAGCAGCAGCAGCGGGGGGGCCCUCUUCCGCCUGGGGGCCCCCAGCAGCAGCAGCAAACUGUACCCUUUCAGCAGCAGCAGCAGCAGCAGCAGCUUCAUCUGCAAUCCCCGCUGCAGCCAACUCAGCGCUGCUGUUAAUCUCGAGGCCAGAGCCAAAAGAGACAUAAAAGCCCUCAUAAAGCUUCUGGAAGGAGGUGUAGAUACACUCCAAUUCAAAAAAACCCUCCGAGCAGCAGCAGACAAAAUGGCUCUCUGGCUGCUGCGGCCGCGAGUCAAGAAGGCCAAGCCCAAGCAGCGGGAAAAAGCUGCUGAGGGCCCGUGGACUUCAACUGAAAGAACAGUUUCUUUAAAAGAACUGUCUUUGCUUCCUGAGGAAAUAGUGUUGACGAAGUGGCGGCGGUUUGCAAUUUCUGUGGACUGCGAAACCCCAAAAAAGGGUUUGGACCGCAGCAGCAGCAGCAGCAGCAGCAGCAGCAGCAGCAGCAGCAGCAGCAGCAGGAGCUGCCUGGGGUUUGGGGGCCCCCCGCGGCUGCUGGCGGCGCUGGGGGGGGCCUCCGGAGCAGCUCAUUUGUUUCUUUUGGAUCAACUUUCUUUUUUUGGAGAAAUAGAAAACAACAAAAAGGCAGAAACGGACUGUUUGCUGCUGCUGCUGGACGAGCUGCUGACGUCUGCUGCUGCUGCAGUGCCUGCUGCAGCAGUUUUUGAAACUUUGAGUUCUGUCUUUUCUGUUUUUCCUUUUUCAAUUGUUCUUUGGAAUCAAUUAAAUAAUACUUUAAUUCAAUUUAAACAAACUCAAAACACUCUUUUGGACUCUGUCCCCAUUCAGCUCAUUGUUGCCCCCAGACAGCCCCCAGCAGCAGCAGCAGCAGCAGCAGCAGCAGCAGCAGCAGCGGGAACAGCAGCAGCAGCAGAGCCGGCUUCUUUUGCUGAAGAGGAAGACGAGGAGGAUAUUUUCCUCAGUGCGCAGGAGCCAGAGGAGGAGCAGCAGCAGCAGCAAGAACAGCAGCAGCAGCAGCAAGAACAGCAGCAGCAGCAGGAACUGCAGCAGGAACAGCAGCAGCAGCAGCAGCAGCAGCGGCAGCAGCAGCAGCAGCAGCGGCAGCUGCUGCAGCAGCAGCAGGACACGGAACUGUUUAUAGUCAGUCCUGGCUUUGACCUUUACCAGCGGCUUUUAGAAGCAAAAAGAGCAGCAGAAAACGAGCCACAGGCGCCCUUGAUGCCUUUGGGAGGGGCUUUCUUCACGCUGGAGCGUUUGCUGCUGCAGCAGCAAGAGCGUUUGUCUUUGCUGCCGGUGGGGCGUUCGAAGUUGUUUUUAUCUUUUUUGGAAUUAAAAGAAAUCCAAAAAGAAAUUAAAAACAAAAUUGAAUUUGAACAAAUCUUUUUAUUAAAAGAGUCCAAACUGCAGCAAGCUUUGGGGCCCCGCCAAGACAACUUCCACUUCUUCGCCCAGCAAAAACGCACCAUUGAAACCCUCCUCGCGGAGGCGGGGGCGGAGGCCUCUCUGUUGGAUUCUUUUUUGCUCAAAACCCUUUCUGCUUUUCAACUUCUCGUGGUUUGUCAAGAACUCACUCAAGAGUGUCGAGGGUUUAGACUGGAACUUUACCAAACCCUCCUCGCCGCAAUCCACAAGGCCCUCCAAGAAGGGGAGUCGCUGGUGCGUUUGGGGCAGCAGCAGCAGCGGCGGCUGUCGAGUCUGAGCGAGCUGCGAGCUGCUGCAGCUUCGCUGCAGCAGCUGCUGCAGCAGCAGCAGCAGCAGCAGCAGCAGCAGCAGCAGCCGCAGGGGCCCGUGUGCCUCACGGAGCAGUGCAGAGAAGAUGCAGCAGCAGCAGCAAAACUGCUGCUGCCAAUUCAGAAGCUGCUGGGGGCCCCCAAAUAUAUUCAAAUAAAAAAAGAAACCCUCGAGAAACCCGCAGCAGAAAUGAAAGCCAAAGUCCCCCUCGAGGCCUUCAGAAAAGCCAGUUCGCUGACGCUGCCGCACCUGCCGAUGGAGCAGUGGCUUUCCGUGCUGCGGAGUCUGCAGCAGGGGCCUUUGCUGCUGCUGCCAAACCCUUUUUUAGGGUUUACGAUUUACUCCUUUCAAGUCACUUGUUUUGAACUCUCCAGAAGCCGCCUCGGAGAAGCCCUCAGAGUGCUGCAGCGCGCAGCAGAACAGCUGGAGCCUGGAGCCGUGGGCGAUAUUGCGCGGUCGGCGGCGGAAAGCCAAAAGAAGCAAGACAAAGCCAUAAGGGACACUUUGAAUAUUUGCUGCCGAGAGGAAAGCUACAAGAAGCACGGGGCCACGUACUUGACGCACGAACUCCUCGCGGGACUCCGCGGAAAAGGCUAUUCUCUCUCCAGAUUCCAAAACUUAAACCUCCUGAUGGACAAUCGCCAAAACUUCGCAAAUUGGAUUCAACAAGCCAUUACUGCCAAAGUCGAAAAAGCAGACAAAACCCUCAGACUCAUGAUUGCUGCAUGCAGCGAAGGCUCUUUUUACACACAAGGAGCAGCAGCCUGCACUCGGAAGCUGUUGCGGGAGUUCCGGCGGCGGCAGCUGCGGCUGGACUUGACGGUGUCUUCGAAGCCGACAGUACUGAGCAGCAAAGACUUGACAUAUUAUGACUGCAUCUCGGAGCUCUUCGCGAGCUGCUUCUACUUUGUCUUUGCGGAGAAGAAAUGA
Messenger RNA from Eimeria necatrix, 6456 nucleotides. RefSeq lists its product as hypothetical. Gene Ontology annotation, cellular component: chromatin; nucleus. The transcript is spliced from 26 exons. Bases 1 to 6456 code for a protein of 2151 amino acids. Gene Ontology annotation, biological process: chromatin remodeling; regulation of DNA-templated transcription. The record is from RefSeq and is a predicted model, not a curated record. Lineage: Eukaryota; Apicomplexa; Conoidasida; Eucoccidiorida; Eimeriidae.